AUGUUCAUUGUUUUGUUAAUUUUCUGUUUAAUUCAAGGUAUGCGCUUAGUUUUAAGAUAACUGUGCUAAUUGAUCUGAUUUUCAGAAAUAUCAUCACUAUCUAUUGAAAAUGUGUAUACAAGAUAUAUAAAUCGAGAAAAAAUAGAUCAAGCAGACACGUUUGGAUUUCAAAUUCCUCGUCCAAUUGCUUACAAAGGAGAUGAGCCUGUGAGUUUUUUUUGCAAAAACUUUUUUGAAAAAUAGAAUAUUGUUUUUUUCAGAUCUACCCUAGAAGUUACGGUUAUUCCGCUGAAAUGUUUUUCGAUGAAAAUGGUGCUGGAUUCCCAUUAAGAAAACGUCCACAUCUCAGUCAAAUAUUUGGAUCUUUGGCAAAACCCAGAUAUCAAGAAGAUCGAGAUGAUGAAGAACGUGAACGUGAUUAUAUUAGAGAAUUUAUGAGAAGAGUUUCCAAACGACGAAAUCGCAAUCGAUUGUGA
Messenger RNA from Caenorhabditis angaria, 476 nucleotides. The record is from the annotation of a GenBank genome assembly. NCBI's taxonomy places the organism in Eukaryota, Metazoa, Nematoda, Chromadorea, Rhabditida, Rhabditidae.